AUGCGCAUCAUCCAGACAGAGCACAUGGCCACAUUCCAUUCAGGCAGCAGAAAUAAGACAGAGUCUGUCAGGAGGCCAGUGGGACUAAGACGUAGUGCUGGGAAAUGUGGUUUCAAAAACCUGAGUGAUGACCCUCAAAGCUUACCUUACUCUGAUCAGGAGUUUAGCAACUGCAAGAAAUACACAGUUCCCCUCCAGAAGGAGGACGCCAAGACCUCCAGAGUGUCCCAGGCUUUGACUCGUACCAGCAGCUUGUCAGCACCAAGACCCACCAGGGCCUCCGUGCUCCGUCGUGCUCGCCUAGGAGAAGCCUCAGACAAUGAGGGCUCAGAGACAGACAGGUUGUCCCAGGAGGUGAGCAACAUCCUAACUAAGCAGCCUCAGGAAACCAAAAAGCUCUCCAGGCUGGAUAUGCUGGCCAUGCCUCGUAAGCGGACGAGCUCAUUUAACACACCCAGCGACACUGAGGCCUCUUCCGCCCCACAGUGGAAAGGCAGGAGCACAGGAUUCUCCAACCGUAGCGAGUCCAGCAGCAACUCAAUUCGAAGAGCCUCUGCUCCAGCACCAAAGCCUGUAGAACGGCCGCAGAAAGCAGCACUCAUCAAGGCCCCAAUCACUCGUGGACGUUCAAGCAGUGCAAAAUAUGCCAGCAGCACAGCAAGCUCCAGGAGACGACAGAAAGACUCUGACUAUACUUCUACCUCAGAUGAUGAGUAUGAUUCAAACCAGAGCACUCCUAAAUACAAACGCUCCCAACCUUCCUCAGCUUCCCACAGCCCACACAGUCAGCCUCGGCCCCAGCCGGUGGUCCCUCUGCAUCCAAAACCCCUUGGCAGAGAUUCUGAGGAGAUGAACCACGAGGGAGAUGCUUUUCACAACUGGUCUACCCACAGUGCUGAGAUUGCACGCUUGAGUCAAGACCUGGCUAAAGACCUAGCUAUCCUGGCCAGAGAGAUCCAUGACGUGGCAGGUGAUGGUGACCCACAGAACUCUGGAGCGGAGAGUUGCACACCUGUCUCCACAGUGACUGCUCAUGAACAGGUACAUAAGAGUAUCACAUACUGGGUGUAGCUGCUGCUUAAUCUCAGUCACUGAGGCAUCAAAACUGUAUUUGAUCAAAUGGCCAACACUGAACAUGACUACCUUUUAUGACAAACUUCACUCAGUUUUAAAAGAGAAACUAUCUUUUUGUGCUUUGUUCUAAAAUUGUUUUGCAUUAGCCGCCUAGAUCAGGUACAGUUAUGUAACAUGAGUAAAAAUAAUCUUUUUAUCUCAUCCAUUAAUUCAUAACACCGUUCCCUGAAUGAGUGAAUCAGUCCAUUGUGGUCAGUAUAGACAAUAUAAUUGUGGUUAUGACCAUAUGGUCAUGAGCUUUUGGUCAUGAACGAAAGGCCAAGAUCCCGGAUACAGGCGGCCGA
Molecule: messenger RNA, 1418 nt
Organism: Monopterus albus (swamp eel)
Lineage: Eukaryota; Metazoa; Chordata; Actinopteri; Synbranchiformes; Synbranchidae
Product: centrosomal protein of 170 kDa protein B-like
Exons: 4
Coding region: 1-1071 (356 amino acids)
Source: RefSeq, a predicted model, not a curated record